Messenger RNA from Eutrema salsugineum, 1071 nucleotides. RefSeq lists its product as uncharacterized. Bases 207 to 710 code for a protein of 167 amino acids. The transcript has a single exon. The record is from RefSeq and is a predicted model, not a curated record. Lineage: Eukaryota; Viridiplantae; Streptophyta; Magnoliopsida; Brassicales; Brassicaceae.
ACAAAUCGUGUAUAAAAAAAAACCUCUUUCAUUUCAUCUUCCUCCACCAUCUGAAGUAAUCUUCCAUUUACAUUUGUGCCCUUCCCCAUACAAUCUCUCUCAUUUUCCUCCUAACAUUUUCAUUUUCUCCAGAAAAAAAUAUUCAUCCUCUCAUCUUCCUCUUCAGAUCUCAUUUCCUCCUUCUCGAAUCUAAUUCUCUGAAAGCCAUGGGAGGAGUUUCUCUUCUUCAUCCUCGUGAUAUUCUCUCCAGAAACAGCCUUACCCCGCCUCACCGGCAAAAAAAUCCAGUACCCAAUCGCCGUCGCCGGAGUCCGCCACGUCAUCAAGCGGCGAUCUCUCCUCCUCGGUCUCCUCCCGUCUCUACUGUUAUCCCAAAGGGAUCAAAGAAGAAGAAUCUCAACCAUGUCAGAAUUUUAAAGCGCGGUGAGGAAAUCGGCAAGGAGAUACCAGAUCUGCCGAUUGAGAAUCCAGAUCUGAAUACUACUCGUCAGAUCAGAUCAGAUCCGGUGAAGAUUUCGACUCGGAUCCGAAAUUCCGAUAGGGAAUCGAUGCCGGCGUUGUUUUACGCCGGUCCAGUCACGUCCACCUCUCCGCCGCCGAGUGAAGUUCCCUUGCCGGCGUUUUUCUCGAAAAAAACCGUCGUCUCCGUGUUCAAACCCUCCGAUGCAACCAACGAUCUGAUCAGAUUGCUGCGAAUCGAUGUUUCAUGAUUCACAUGAAUUCAGAUCACACUUUACCGUUAUCCGAUCGUCGGAAUUUCAUUCCAAACCUUCUCGAAUCUUUUCGAAGGUGCCGAGACAUCUUCUUCGUUAUGAAACGUUUUCGAAUCUUCUCUUAUUUUUUCAAGGGGAAAGAUCGAAAUAUCUUCUUUCACAAGCCUUUAGUGUCUCAUUUUUAGGGUUUUUUUUCUCGGUCUCAAUUUUACGGUUAAUCUGUACUUAAGGAGUGUAUUUGUGUAUUAAUUAUUUUCGUAUUUUGAGUAAAUUAUAUCUGUUUAGUGUUUAUUUAGGAUACUCUAAGUGGAGAUGUAUUUUACUACGGGUAAGUUGUAUCGAUGUAAUCUCCAAAGUA